AUGGUACUUUCAGUAUUCCUUCUUUGGCCUGCACUGGCCUCAGAGAUCGUGGGUGGCCGGCCAGCCCGGCCCCAUGCCUGGCCCUUCAUGGGGUCCCUGCAGCGGCGUGGGGGCCACUUUUGUGGGGCCACCCUCAUCACCCCAAGCUUCGUCAUGUCUGCGGCACACUGUGUGAACGGCUUAAACUUCCAGUCGGUGCAGGUGGUACUGGGGGCCCAUAACCUGCGGGCACGUGAGCCCACACGACAGACAUUUACCGUCCGGAGGGUCUUUGAAAAUGGCUUCAACCCCGUAACCCUGCAGAACGACAUUGUGAUUCUCCAGCUCAACGGGACAGCCACCCUCAAUACUAACGUGCAGGUGGCCCGGCUGCCUGCCCCAAACCGUGGCCCAGGUAAUGGGGUGCGGUGCCUGGCCAUUGGCUGGGGCCAGCUAGGCACAAACCGGCCAGCACCCAGUGUCCUGCAGGAGCUCAAUGUGACCGUGGUGACGUCUCUCUGCCCUCGCUCCAAUGUGUGCACCCUCGUGCGUCGCCGGCGGGCUGGCAUCUGCUUCGGGGACUCCGGUGGCCCCCUGGUCUGCAAUGGGGUAGUCCAUGGCAUCGACUCCUUCAUCCGGGGGGGCUGUGGCUCUGGGUUCUACCCAGACGCCUUUGCCCCUGUGGCACAGCUCGCAAGCUGGAUCAACUCCGUAAUCCGCCGCCAUGACGGAGUUCAUCAUCCACCCCCUCCCCACCCCAGAGAUCCCGCAAGCAGGACUCCAUAG
Molecule: messenger RNA, 765 nt
Organism: Orycteropus afer afer
Lineage: Eukaryota; Metazoa; Chordata; Mammalia; Tubulidentata; Orycteropodidae
Source: RefSeq, a predicted model, not a curated record